CAGCGCCCCGUGCCCCGCUGCGGGGUCCUGGGGCCGGCGGCGCCAUGGACUUGGCCUACGUCUGCGAGUGGGAGAAGAAGCCGAAGAGCAACCACUGCCCGUCCAUCCCCUUGGUGUGCGCCUGGUCUUGCCGCAACCUCAUCGCCUUCACCACGGACCUCCGGAAUGAGGAGGAGAAGGAUCUCACCCACAUGGUCCAUAUCAUCGACACGGAGCACCCAUGGGAUGUCUACUCUGUUAACUCUGGCCACACUGAAGUCAUUACCUGUUUGGAGUGGGAUCAGUCAGGCUCCAGGCUGCUCUCAGCAGAUGCGGACGGCCACAUCAAGUGCUGGAGCAUGACCGACCACUUGGCCAACAGCUGGGAGAACACAGUGGGCAGCAUGGUGGAGGGGGACCCGGUCGUGGCCCUGUCCUGGCUGCACAACGGCGUCAAGCUGGCUCUGCACGUGGAAAAGUCCGGAGCGUCCAACUUUGGUGAGAAGUUUUCCCGGGUCAAGUUCUCUCCGUCGCUGACGCUGUUUGGUGGGAAGCCCAUGGAGGGCUGGAUCGCGGUGACCAUCAGCGGGCUGGUGACCGUCUCCCUCCUCAAGCCCAACGGGCAGGUGCUGACGUCCACGGAGAGCCUGUGCCGCCUGCGCUGCCGCGUGGCCUUGGCAGAUGUCGCCUUCACUGGCGGGGGAAACAUUGUGGUGGCCACGUCGGACGGCAGCAGCACCUCCCCUGUCCAGUUCUACAAAGUCUGCGUCAGCGUGGUGAAUGAGAAGUGCAAAAUAGACACUGAAAUCCUGCCUUCCCUCUUCAUGCGCUGCACCACGGACCCUGCCCGCAAAGACAAAUACCCAGCCAUCACUCACCUGAAAUUUCUCGCUCGGGACAUGUCGGAGCAGGUGUUGCUUUGUGCUUCCAACCAGAACAGCAGCAUCGUGGAGUGCUGGUCCCUGCGGAAGGAGGGCCUGCCGGUCAAUAACAUCUUCCAGCAGAUCUCUCCCGUGGUUGGAGACAAGCAGCCCAUGAUACUUAAGUGGCGAAUUCUUUCUGCCACCAAUGACUUGGAUCGCGUUUCGGCUGUGGCGCUGCCCAAGCUGCCAAUUUCCCUGACCAACACCGAUCUGAAGGUGGCAAAUGACACCAAAUUCUUCCCUGGACUGGGCCUGGCUUUGGCUUUUCACGACGGCAGCGUCCACAUCGUGCACCGCCUGUCCUUGCAGAUGAUGGCCGUCUUCUAUGGCUCUUCCUCGCAGCGCCCCAUGGAUGAGCAGACCAUCAAAAGGCAGCGCACGGCCGGGCCCCUGGUUCACUUCAAAGCCAUGCAGCUCUCCUGGACAUCGCUGGCCUUGGCUGGCAUUGACAGUCACGGAAAGCUGAGCAUGCUUCGCAUCUCCCCCUCCAUGGGCCAUGUGCUGGACAUGAACAUGUCGCUGCGUCACCUCCUGUUCCUGCUGGAGUACUGCAUGGUGACUGGCUAUGACUGGUGGGACAUCCUGCUCCAUGUCCAGCCCAACAUGGUCCAGAACCUGGUGGAGAAGCUGCAUGAAGAGUACAUGCGCCAGAACGCGGCCCUGCAGCAGGUCCUCUCCACGCGCAUCGUUGCCAUGAAGGCGUCUCUCUGCAAGCUCUCCUCCAGCACGAUAGCCCGGGUCUGUGACUACCACGCGAAGCUGUUCCUCAUCGCCAUCAGCUGCACUUUGAAAUCGCUGCUGCGCCCCCACUUCCUGAACACCCCGGACAAGAGUCCCGGGGACCGACUCACCGAGAUCUGCUCCAAGAUCACAGACAUAGACAUUGACAAGGUGAUGAUUAACCUGAAGACGGAAGAAUUUGUUCUGGAGAUGACGACGUUGCAGUCUCUGCAGCAGCUCAUCCAGUGGGUGGGAGAUUUCGUGCUGUACCUGCUGGCCAGCCUCCCCAACCAGGGCUCCCCCGUGCGCCCCGGGCACAGCUUCCUGCGGGAUGGCGCGUCCCUGGGCAUGUUCAGGGAGCUGAUGGUGGUGAUCCGCAUCUGGGGGCUGCUGAAGCCGAGCUGCCUCCCAGUCUACACAGCAACCUCAGACACCCAGGACAGCAUGUCCCUCCUCUUCAGGCUCCUCACCAAGCUCUGGCUGUGCUGUCGUGAGGAAAAUCACAUAACAGAGCCAGAUGAUACCCUGAUAGACGAGUGUUGCCUGCUGCCCAGCCAGUUGCUCAUUCCCAAUAUCGACUGGUUGCCCAUCAACGACGGCAUCAUCAGCAAGCUGCAGAACAAGCAGCUCGUGCGGCUGCAGUUUGGGAAGGCUCCUGGUCUCGGUCACACCGUCUCGUCCCAGUUUGAUGCCUUUGUCAGGGCACCUGGACAGCCCAAAAUCGAUCACCUGAGGCGACUUCACUUAGGAGCGUACCCGACAGAGGAAUGCAAGUCCUGCACCAGAUGUGGCUGCGUGACAAUGCUGAAGUCGCCCAACAAAGUCACCGCGGUCAAGCAGUGGGAGCAGCGCUGGAUCAAGAACUGCCUGUGCGGGGGCCUGUGGCGCAGGAUGCCCCUCAGCUACUCCUGA
Mesitornis unicolor (brown roatelo) is the source of this 2534-nucleotide messenger RNA. It is a transcript of the gene MED16, whose product is annotated as mediator complex subunit 16. Gene Ontology annotation, cellular component: mediator complex. Lineage: Eukaryota; Metazoa; Chordata; Aves; Mesitornithiformes; Mesitornithidae. The record is from RefSeq and is a predicted model, not a curated record. The transcript has 14 exons. Bases 45 to 2534 code for a protein of 829 amino acids. Gene Ontology annotation, molecular function: protein binding. Gene Ontology annotation, biological process: positive regulation of DNA-templated transcription.